UAGCCCAGGUCACAUGCUCCAAUGUUAGCUACUUGGCUGAGUUGAUCCGUAGAGCCGCGGUGAGGCUUUUAUCACGAAUUGCGGACGACACCGCGCGUCGGAGAAGAAAUUCACGUCGAUCUAUUUGGAUUAUUUAUCAUUAACAGAUAUAUAUAUCUGUGAAGUGCCUCCUCCUCGGACUGUACAAUAUGAUUUCCCCAUGGGACCGAUGGCAUUCCACCAGAUGCUGCCUGUGCUGUCAUGUCCGCACAGGCACUGUUAUCCUGGGGGUUUGGUAUAUGCUGAUCAAUGCGGUGGUGUUGCUCAUCCUCGUCACGGCCCUGGGUGAUCCUGACCAGUACCAUCUGACCAGCGCUGAGCUGGCUAACGACUUAGAUGACAUGGAUGACGCCAACAUGUGUAUUGCUUCAGCGGUCUCGUUGCUGAUGAUACUAAUUUCUGGGAUGGCGACCUACGGUGCGUAUAAGCAACAUGCUGCUUGGAUCAUCCCAUUCUUCUGCUACCAAGUCUUUGACUGUGCACUGAACACCCUGGUGGCUGUUAGUAUUGUGGUCUACCCCAACACCAUACAAGAUUACCUCCAACAGCUGCCUGAGAACUUCCCCUACAAAGAGGACAUCAUGGCCAUGAGCAAUGUGUGCCUGGUCUUCAUCGUGCUCCUCUUCAUCGGAUGCAUCCUCACCUUCAAGGCAUACCUGAUAGCGUGUGUGUGGAACUGCUACCGGUAUGUGCGUGCAAGAAGCACCACAGAAGUCCUGAUAUACGUCACUACUAAUGACACCACGGUACUGUUACCCCCAUACGAUGACACCAUGGCUAUUCCAUCAUCCAAGAACGCUCCUCCCCCCUAUGGGGCACCCUACAUAGCAUGAAGAACCUGGGCCGUUGUUCUGCUGACGGACUGGACCCCCUUGUUACUACAGCAGCCAGACAUUCCAACCAGACCUGGGCAACAAAUAUGUUUUCUUUCCAAUACAUUAUGCAUUUUAUAGUUGGCAUUUGAUAACUGUCACACUGGGUGUGUAGUGUUCGCAGUAUUUUAAUUUAAAAAAACAAUUUUUGUAAUAAUUUGACCCAGACCCCAAUACUACUGAUUCUUUCCAAAACAUUUAACCUACACACAUUUACUUACCUGUUACUGUGAUACUGUUUAACAUUAUACUGUUUAUUUGGAGUUAUUUAUUUUCACUGAUCUACAGUUGAAACAUUGAGCAGGAAAGAGUUCAAAUAUGAGCGCACUAGUAGUGAGUGUAAGAGCAGAUAUAUUUUUCUUGCUUGUACUAAACUGUACUUCUACAUGCUCUCUACUGUCAGUCCUAGUCCAAAGGCCACCCACCAGAAACGUGUUUCCAUGGUCUAAGUACACACCCUCAGGGGUGUCCCCUCCUAUAUUCCCUUUUCACCCACGACUGCGUGGCCAAACACGACUCAAACACCAUCAUUAAAUUUGCUGACGACACAACAGUGGAAGGCUUGAUCACCGACAACGAUGAGACUGCCCAUAGGGAGGAGGUCAGAGAACUGGCAGUGUGGUGCCAGGACAACCACCUCUCACACAAUGUGAGCAAGAGAAAGGAGCUGAUCGUGGACUACAGCAAAACGUGGGCCAAAGAGGCCCCCAUUACCACAGACGGGGCUGUAGUGGAGCGGGUCGAGAGUUUCAAGUUCCUUGGUGUCCACAUCACCAACGAACUAUCAUGGUCCAAACACACCAAGACAGUUGUGAAGAGGGCACGACAAAACCUUUUUCCCCUCAGGAGACUGAAAAGAUUUGUCAUAGGCCCCCAGAUCCUCAAAAGAUUCUACAGCUGCACCAUCGAGAGGAUCCUGACCGGUUGCAUCACCGCCUGGUAUGGCAACUGCUCAGCAUCUGACCGUAAGGCGCUACAGAGGGUAGUGCGAACGGCCCAGAACAUCACUGGGGCCAAGCUUCCUGCCAUCCAGGACCUAUAUAAUAGGCAGUGUCAGAGGAAAGCCCAUAAAAUUGUCAGUGACCACAGUCUCCCAAGUUAUAGACUGUCUUCUCUGCCACCGAACAGCAAGAGGUACCGGAGCGCCAAGUCUAGGACCAAAAGGCUCCUCAACAGCUUCUACCCCCAAACCAUUAGACUGCUGAACAAUUUACAUUGACCCCCCCCCCGUACACUGUACACUCGCUGUUUGUUUGUUACCUAAGCAUAGUCAUUUUGCCCCCACCUACAUGUACAGAUUACCUCAACUAACCUGAACCCCUGCACACUGACUCGGUACCGGUGCCCUUGUAUAUAGCCUUGUUAUUGUUAUUCUUAUUGUGUCACUUUUUAUUAUAACUUUUGAUUUUAGCCUACUUGAUAAAUAUUUAAUUCUUCAUGAACUGCACUGUUGCUUAGUAAGUAAGAAUUUCAUGGUAAAGUCUAGACCUACACAAAUCAAAUCAGGCACUGCAACCCCCCCAAAUGUUUUUUAUUAUUAUUAUUAUUGCCCAUGAUUUAGGCUGGUCCCAGAGCUGUAUGUGCGUUUUCAUGACGAUUACAGUCAGAGGACUUGGCUAAAGCACACAGAUCUGAAAACAGGCGAAUGAGAAUUGUAUCCUCGACUCAAAAUAUUUAUUUGUUCUGCCCAUGAUCACUGUUCGUUUUUGGAUUGCCUUUACAAACAACAUCCUUUCUGAUAGGGUGCACUGAGAGAAUGUAUGAAGUGUUGCUAUGCGCGGAAGGAUUCCAAAGAUUUAAAGCACCUGCCUGUAAUCUAACAGAGGAUCGAAGAGCAGAAGUCAUAUCACCAAGUUACUCGUACGUUAUAGUUUAGUGUGUGUAUAGAAAACUGUCAUUAUCCUGAAUUAUUACAACAGGACUGUUGAGAUUUCUUUAUUUUUAAGGUUGAGUUAUAUGACUUGUACAUUUGAUCUUAUAUCUGUGUUUCGAAUAAAGGAAAAACUGUU
Molecule: messenger RNA, 2920 nt
Organism: Oncorhynchus masou masou (cherry salmon)
Lineage: Eukaryota; Metazoa; Chordata; Actinopteri; Salmoniformes; Salmonidae
Product: lysosomal-associated transmembrane protein 4B-like
Exons: 7
Coding region: 189-872 (227 amino acids)
Cellular component (GO): lysosomal membrane
Source: RefSeq, a predicted model, not a curated record